CGUGUCGUACUGAGAGAACACCGCACCGCGACAAGAGACUUUCACUCAACAACAGCACUCGCCUCAGAGCUGCCCGUACAGUACUCUAGCGGUUCUCUUGCAUCUUCUAAAGCACUCCGCCACCAUGAGUAUCUUCGACUUUACGACGGAAGACUGGGCCUUUGACUUGACGACGGAAGACUGGGCCGAUGACUUGGCGACGGAAGACUGGGGAUGUGCGGACGGCACGGACGAUCUCCAGACGCUGCCGCUGUGUGAAGACAUCCUCGCUGCCAUGAGUAACUACACUUUCGGCGACUACAACUGGAGCAGUUGGAACUGGACGGACGACGUUCUGUCGACGCCGCAGCUGGACACGGACCCAAUCACCGAAAUCGCAGGCCCCAUACUGUACGGGACGGUGGCGGUGGUGGGUUUCCUCGGGAACCUGCUGGUGAUCUACACGCUGCUGGGACACACGAAGAUGAAGGACGCUACGUACUACUACAUCCUGAACCUGGCGCUGGCCGACGCGCUCUUCAUGCUGGGGAUCCCCUUCAUCUCCGCCUCCUCGGCCAUGAAGCGGUGGGUGUUCGGCAGGGCCGCGUGUAAGAUCGUCCUGUCCAUGGACGCCAUGAACAUGUUCACCACGGUGUUCAACCUGGCCGUGCUGAGCGUGGACCGCUACCUGGCCACCGUCCGCGCCAACACGCACUCCCACUGGCGCCGCCCGAAGGUCGCCACCGCCGUCUGCCUGGGCGUGUGGCUCGCGGCCGUCCUGCUCAGCAUCCCCGUCAUGGUCGUCAGCGAUACCCUCCCGCUGGGGAACGGGAACUACAUGUGCAUGCUGGACUGGCCUGAGGACAGUUUCACGUUCUGGUUCCAGGCCUUCACGUCGUACACCUUCACCAUGGGGUUCGUGGUCCCCCUGUUGGUCAUCAGCGGGUCGUACGCGUCGGUGGUCCGUCACCUCCGCCGCAACACGCCGGCAAACGCCGCGGUGGCACGCAUCGCCGUCAACAUGCGGAACAAGGUGACCAAGACCGUGACAGCCCUGGUGGUGACGUUCGUGGUGUGCUGGCUGCCGUUCCACGUCUGCCAGCUGCUGAACCUGAGCACGGACCUGCCGCAGAAGCCGACCAUGGCAGCGUUCCACAUCGCCAUGAUCCUGUCGUACGCCAACUCCUGCGCCAACCCCGUCCUCUACGUGUUCACCAGCCAGAAGUUUCGCGACAGCUGCCGGGCCGCGCUGUGUCUGAACCGGGACGACGCCGCCGACAGACAGCGGGCCGACCGCGAGAGAGACGCGCGCGUCGCCGCGACAAGAAGGCGCCAGCCGCAGGAAGACGUAUUCUUCGAGGAAGAGAGAUGUGAGGUAAACCGUGCAACUGUUCCACAUGUGGCUACUGCCAUGAUCGAAACAACGGUCUAGGACAUUGG
Molecule: messenger RNA, 1419 nt
Organism: Branchiostoma belcheri (Belcher's lancelet)
Lineage: Eukaryota; Metazoa; Chordata; Leptocardii; Amphioxiformes; Branchiostomatidae
Product: somatostatin receptor type 5-like
Exons: 1
Coding region: 125-1411 (428 amino acids)
Biological process (GO): neuropeptide signaling pathway
Cellular component (GO): membrane; neuron projection
Molecular function (GO): neuropeptide receptor activity; neuropeptide binding
Source: RefSeq, a predicted model, not a curated record